Messenger RNA from Zootoca vivipara (common lizard), 4626 nucleotides. It is a transcript of the gene SESN1, whose product is annotated as sestrin 1. Gene Ontology annotation, cellular component: nucleus. The record is from RefSeq and is a predicted model, not a curated record. Gene Ontology annotation, biological process: positive regulation of macroautophagy; cellular response to leucine starvation; negative regulation of TORC1 signaling. Gene Ontology annotation, molecular function: L-leucine binding; oxidoreductase activity, acting on peroxide as acceptor. NCBI's taxonomy places the organism in Eukaryota, Metazoa, Chordata, Lepidosauria, Squamata, Lacertidae.
UCAUACCAAAAUAAAAACUUAGUUGGUCUUUAAGGUGCUACUGAAGGAAUUUUUUUAUUUUACUUUUUGCCUAUGUGCAUGAUCAGAUCAGGAAGCUGUAGUGGAAAAUGUGGAAGAAAAACCGAGGAGGUGUAAGUUUGGCUUCCUGUGAGUCCUUGCAGGAGCACUCCUGCCUUCAAGAGUGGCUCAGCUGGGGCUUGAUUGCCCUGAGUAGGAGCCCUAACUGCCACAGGUGGCGGCCAUGGAGAUAUCCUGCCUCACCUGGUUGAGGCAGGUAUAAAUACUGCAGGACAAUGGGGUCAGGAGGGAGAGGAUCAUGGACCAAACACUGCUGAGGCUUCCCACGGUUGGAUCUGGUGUUAUAUGUGGGUGAAGGUCUGGUGGGGGAAUUGUUACUUUGGAAAUUGUUCCUUUGGGGUUACUUCUUGGUGGUAGAGUGUUUUGUAUUACUGUGUAAGAAGGUUUAAGGAGGUUUAUUAUUGAAGGUUUAAGGUGGUUUACUGUUUGAGGAGUUUUGUUUUUGUUACUGUUUAAGGGGUUUUCCUGUUCUGUUCAAAUAAAAAUAUAUUUCCCCUCAUAUGUUGACUACCAAAGAUCCUUUGAAGAACCUGUAGAAUUAAUUGGCAAAACAAAAGCCAAUACUCAGGGUAGGCUAGAUGCCUUCCCCACCUAUUUCCAAGAUUCAUUGUCACUAAACAGUGUUAGAGUAAUAUGUGAAGCUGUGUCCAACUCCCCUUAGCAUCAUUAUAUUUUUGUUGUUCAAGCAACAGUAGUUGACUUCCUUUAAUUACGGAUUUGUUUUGGUGUGUCAAAUAUGCAUAUCAACAAUAAAGAAGAUAUAGGCUACCCUUAAAAAAAAUAAUCCACAUGUCUUGAGACGAUUUUUAUGAGAGACGAGUAAAAUAAAGAGCCCAUUAUCCUGCCACAGUUGAGAGCAAUAACUUUUUUUUUUGCAAGUUCAGCAGUUUUCCUCCCUGAAGGGAGAUAUGUAUUGUAAACACUGUGAACCAACUGUACACAAAUCCCCACACGGAGUUAAUGUGCUUUGUGCAGAGCAAGUGAAUACAUGUUGAGUCAACUGAAAGCUUUGGCUUCUGCAACUUUAUUUUUCUGUUCCUUUUCAGUUCUUGAAAAAUAGGCAAAUUGACACGCGCUCACUCAGUCACAAGGACUGAUAGAACAUCUUUUUAACCUUAGUGAGGAGCUUUGGAGCCCCUAUUUGUAGGAAUUUGAACAUGAAGAUGAUGGAAGUUUGUGGAAAUAUGCAGACCAGUUGUUCCCCAGCAACAACUACGGUAGCAUGUUGCAUCAUUUUCUGGCGUGACACAAUUAGCAAGGAAAGCUGUGGCUGGAACGUGGGCAAAGGACUGGGGACUUUGAAAUCGGGGCAGAUUGGAGGGGGAGAGGACAAUGCUGAUGCCCAGCAAAUGACUUGAAGAAGCUAGCAUAGCCUAAAGUAAACUGCAGUUGUUGAACAGAGCCCUUUUCGUUUUGCAAGCCUUUCCUCAACUGGGAAGGGUCCAGUUUUUGAGAAGGCUGGUCCCCCUUCUCUGUUGUUGUGGUGGUGCCGUGGUGGUGGUGAUGUUAUGGCCCUCCACCCAGCAGUAUCCCUAAGCGCCUAUUCUGUGGCAGGGAGGCAAGUCAUGCCAGACAGAGCCAGGCUUCGCAAGCGCUGCCAAGAGCGCUUUCUAAGAUUAUAUACGAACUUUAUUUGUAGAGUGGGAGGGGAGAGAGCUGGUAGCUGGCUCCAGGGCCUGUUGCUGCCUGCAGCUGGGAUAUUGUGCCUCUCAUUGUCAGCGCUAAAGAAAAACGCGGCGGCUUCUUUAUUAUUAUUUUUCUGCUUAAAGAGGGGGUUGAGAAGGGAGUCUUGGGAGAGCAGGCGCAGAUGAGGGUCGGGGUCGCUGUCGCCGUCAGGAACUCGCGGCCCGAGUCUGGGGGACGGGGCGUAAAUCCAUGGGCCGUUCUCCCCGGAGACCUUUCGUUUUCGCCCCCCUUUUGCCUGCCUGUGAGUCCCUCCGCUUCCCGGUCAUUGGCGGGCAGCCGCUAAAGGGGGCGGGCUCUACUUGGUUUGUUGUUUGUGCUGGGCCUGCCCGCCCACAGGGAGGCUUUUAAGCCUCGGCCUGCCAGCCUUGCUGAAGCGAAGCGGCGGUCGCGCGCUCUGAGCAGCAACAGCAGCUCCUCCUCCCUGUGAUCCGGGCUGGUAGGCAUGAAGCUGGCCGGCACAGCCAACCGGACCUCGGGCUUCUGCUGCAACCACUGCGGAAGCCAGCCGCGCCGCAAGGAACUUGGAAUUAGGAUCCCUAGACCACUGGGACAAGGACCAAGCAGAUUCAUCCCAGAGAUGGAGAUUAUCCAAGUGAGCGCUGAAGAUACCCACAUGCAUGCUUUGUUUGCAGAGUCUUUCACAACUUUAGGGCAUUUGGACAACAUUGCCUUGGUGAUGGUUUUCCACCCACAGUACCUGGAGAGCUUUUUAAAAACUCAGCAUUAUCUGUUGCAGAUGGAUGGCCCACUGCCUCUUCACUAUCGACACUACAUUGGUAUCAUGGCUGCAGCUAGGCACCAGUGCUCCUACCUGGUUAACAUCCAUGUCAAUUGCUUUCUUCAUGUUGGGGGAGACCCUAAGUGGUUGAAUGGUCUAGAGAAUGCACCUCAGAAACUGCAGAAUUUGGGUGAAUUGAAUAAAAUAUUGGCACACAGACCAUGGCUCAUUACCAAAGAACAUAUUGAACAACUUCUAAAGACUGAAGAACAUAGCUGGUCACUGGCAGAACUGAUCCAUGCUGUAGUUCUCCUUACACAUUAUCAUUCGCUUGCAUCCUUCACGUUUGGCUGUGGAAUCAACCCAGAAAUUCACUGUGAUGGUGGUCACACGUUCAGGCCGCCUUCUGUCAGUGGCUAUUGCAUUUGUGAUAUUGCAAAUGGAAAUCAUGGUGUGUAUGAGAAGCAGGGCCCAGCUGCAAAUAUUGCUACUACUGAGCCUUUCUGUGAAGUAGAAGCACUUAUGGAAAAACUGAAGCAACUACAGGAAUGCAGAGAUGAUGUUAAAGCCAGUCAAGAAGAAAAGGCCACUCGUUUUGAGAAGGAAAAGAGAGAAAGCAUGUUGGUGUGUUGCUCAGAAGAUGAAGAAUCUGUGCCAACAAGGGAUGUGUCUCGCCACUUUGAGGAUACUAGCUAUGGCUAUAAAGAUUUCUCCAGACAUGGAAUGCAAGUACCUACGUUCCAUGUUCAGGACUAUUCAUGGGAAGACCAUGGCUAUUCAUUGGUAAAUCGUCUCUAUCCAGAUGUGGGGCAGUUGAUAGAUGAGAAGUUUCAGAUUGCAUACAACCUGACUUACAACACAAUGGCCAUGCAUAAAGAUGUGGAUACCUCAAUGCUCAGGCGGGCAAUCUGGAAUUAUAUCCAUUGUAUGUUUGGAAUAAGAUAUGAUGACUAUGACUAUGGUGAAAUUAACCAGCUACUGGACCGCAGUUUUAAAAUUUACAUCAAAACUGUGGUGUGUGCUCCUGAGAAGACCACAAACAGAAUGUAUGAUAGCUUUUGGAGACAGUUCAAACACUCUGAGAAGGUUCACGUCAAUUUGCUUCUCAUAGAAGCGCGAAUGCAGGCUGAACUGCUGUAUGCUCUGAGAGCCAUUACUCGCUACAUGACCUGAAAUGUUUGGCUGGCUGGCUAACUAGGUUGGAAGGUGCAGCAGGUGCAGCAGGUGCUGCUUACUAGGAGAUGCUACCGAGCUUCGGAACCAGUGGUGGCUAAAAGCCAUGAGAUCGAUUGUGCCAUAACUUUCUUUUAGUUUCAGCUCCUUCCUUGGUGGAAUAUCGCUACUGGGCUUGGUGGACAAAAUUGUUCAGAGAGGCUCCUUGAUCACUACAGCCUGCUCUUGAUAGCACAGGAAACCAUGAUUUGUGGCAGCCAAGUAGUUAUCUACUUGCAACAAUACAAGAUUUGUGUAAUUAACAAAAUCUGGGGCAGGAGGAGAAUUUAAAAAGACUUCUGCUUUUGAUAUAAUAUUUUUUAAAGGAAAAUGUCUUGAUGCUGCUGUACUUGCUAGUGAAAUGAAGAGACUAGCAAUUCCAAUUAAGCUACAAAUGAAAUCUGAGCCUUAUAUGGUUAUUAGAGAAAGUCCAUGCUAAUGAUUUGAAACCGAACUGUAUUCACACUAACAGUUUUGAUUGUAACAGAAGUGUCUAGCUGUUUAGCUUAAAAAAAAAUAUGUUACUGGCCUGGACUUGUUCACAGUGGUUGUGUGGCUAAAUCAACAGUGUGAGAAAAGGAGUAAGACUUUUCAAAGCUGCUUAAGACUGCAACUAUGUGAAAUGCUGAAUGCUUGGUAACAAGGACAAACAUUCUCUUAUUUCUUAUUGUUCCUAGAAGUUAGCUAAGGUGUGGGGAAGUUAAUUCAGACUAUCAGGCAGCCUCUCAAUAUAUUUGCUUACCCAUGUCUAUGGUCCAUCACUUAGCUUAUGUAGUCAAGCAGGAAAAUAGCAUAACAAUAAAACCCUUAAGUUUGGCAUACAGCUGUUUCUGGAGAAUAUAUGGAUACUUUUAUAUGAGCAGCAUGAACUGCUAUAAAAUCUGUCAGUAUUACUGAAUUGUUUAAAUAAAACAAUUUUUGUUCUGUUCUUA